Messenger RNA from Umbelopsis ramanniana AG, 1476 nucleotides. RefSeq lists its product as uncharacterized. Gene Ontology annotation, biological process: sucrose catabolic process. Gene Ontology annotation, cellular component: fungal-type vacuole. Gene Ontology annotation, molecular function: sucrose alpha-glucosidase activity. Lineage: Eukaryota; Fungi; Mucoromycota; Umbelopsidomycetes; Umbelopsidales; Umbelopsidaceae. The transcript is spliced from 2 exons. The record is from RefSeq and is a predicted model, not a curated record. The coding region runs from base 1 to 1476 and encodes 491 amino acids.
AUGGUACCUGGCUACAACCAAACCCGUCGCCCUCAAGUGCAUUUCUCCCCUGCGGUCAACUUCAUGAACGAUCCAAAUGGAUUGUUUUACUACAAUGGAACAUACCAUAUGUACUAUCAGUACAAUCCUACUGGUAUCACUGCUGGAAACCAACACUGGGGACAUGCUACAUCCGAUGACCUAUACCAUUGGCAUAAUCAGCCCAUCGCUCUGUCUCCCGAAUCUCCUGACGAAGGUAUCUUCAGCGGUAGCGCCGUGGUUGACGUUGACAAUACUUCUGGCUUUUUUGGCAACCAGUCUUCCUCCAAUCCAGGCAUUGUUGCUAUCUACACUCUCAAUACACCUAGUAAAGAGACUCAGAACAUUGCAUACUCUACUGAUGGUGGUUAUACCUUCACCAAGUACUCUGGAAACCCGGUUAUCGACAUCAACAGCAACCAAUUUAGAGAUCCAAAGGUGAUUUGGCAUGCAGAUACUAAGAAAUGGGUCAUGGCAGUUGCCUUGCCCACACAGUUCUCUGUAGUGUUUUACACAUCAUCGGAUCUCAAAAAUUGGAAAAAGGCAUCAACAUUCUCCCAUCAUGGAUGGCUCGGCAAUCAAUUUGAGUGUCCCAAUUUGGUGGAAGUUCCAGUUCAUAACUCUCAACAGCAGAAUUCUGGCGAAACUAAAUGGGUUCUUGUUGUAUCUGUCAACCCUGGAGCCCCGCAAGGCGGAAGUUUCACACAAUUCUUCCCUGGUGAAUUUGAUGGUACAGAUUUUACUCCCGAAGACGAUGCUGCACGCUGGGUAGACUUUGGAAAGGAUAACUAUGCGAUGCAAUUCUUUUAUGGUACUGAAAACAAAACGCUUGGUCUUGGAUGGGCUUCCAAUUGGCAAUAUACCAACAUUGUUCCCACAAGCCCCUGGAGAAGUGCAAUGACUCUACCCCGCCAAUAUGCUUUAUGGAACGACCCAGUCUUAAGCUGGCAAUUUAUCUCUAACCCUACUGACAUGUCCACCAUCAUGAAUAAGAAUCUGUUCAGUGGCAAAGUGACAAAGUCCAAAAACAUCAAACUUGGUGACGGAUCUGGAGCUUACUAUUUCGACAUCUAUGUAUCGCAGGACCAAGGGCAAGCUACCCAACGUGCCAACUUUACUUUCAUUUCCUCUUCAACCAAAGAGGAACUGCGUAUGGGGCUACUGAUGGACAAUGGACCAUCCUUUUUCAUCGAUCGUAGUGGAACGAAAGGCUUCGAUUACCCCCUUUUUACUGACAAGUUUGCCACCAUUCAAUAUGGUGGAAUUGGAGGAUGGCAUGUCUAUGGUGUAUUGGAUAAGAUGAUCUUGGAAACCUUUCUUAACGAAGGUGAACAAAGUGCUACAACCACAUACUUUUCCAACGGUGUCCUAGACAAGUUUUCGAUUUCCCUUGACACUGGAUUAUCUGCAACUGUAAAUGUGACGGCACUGAAGAGCGGUUGGGACCAGAAGAAAUAA